ACAGACAAUCACAGACCCAUGGAGAAUAAAAAAGAUCCUAACCCGUUCGUGCUCGCGCGUUGGUGAAUACAGUCUAUUCAACGUUGUAUAGGAUGGAUAGUCGGUUCUCGUCGAACUGCAUGAUUUAUGUAUAAAGUUAUAAUAAUUGGUGUUACCUUUCCACUAAACAUUGACGAGGUUUAUAUUCGAGGGAAAAAAAAUUCAGCGUAAGAUGUGGGAACGGCCUUGAUACAUACUCAAUAAUACACAAAGGGACAUAACGUCACGGGAGAAACACACGACACGAUUCCUCCGUCGAUUCAGUAAACGAAUACGAUAUGGGGGAUCAGCAACACCAGCAACAGUUGCCACCUGGUUUCAAGCGAAUGUCCCUGGACAAAAUAAUAGAAGCAAUGACGGCAGAUCUGGAAAACUCGGCAGGCCAUUAUGUACAAUUUGGUAUGUCUCCACAACAAUCAUCGAGUCAGAGUUGGGGUGACUACUCCAACACACAAAGGCAGCAUUUCCUGAGCAAUCCAACAAUGACACAAAAUGCAACUGACUCUCAGAGUGGUGUUAUCAAUUCAAUGUCAUCUCCAAUUUACAUGCAGGAUGUUGCGUCUUUUGAGGCAAACAGAACCGAACCCAUGUAUUUUCCGCCACAAGCGGUCAAUCAUUUGGGGAUCAAUGAGAAAAACGAUUUGGUGGGAACGAUAGAUGUUGGAGGUGGGAAUUAUAUCGAUGUCAUUUAUGGAAACGCAUCACAAAUCGUCGCAGAACAGCGUCAACUGAAUGGGCUAACAUCUUACGCAAAUCAAGGAAUGAUCGAUCGGGAAUAUGGCUUAUUCGGUGAUCAACAGCAGUUACCAAUGCAUCAUAACAAAAUGACUAAUCAGAAUGCUAACGGUAAACAGUUGAUUGACAAUCUUGUUGGGAAUUGGGCACCCAAUCAAUCGGGAACUUACAGCCCAUUUGGUGGAUCGCCCAAUGUCACUCCGGUGCCACAAUCCAACCCAAGAGUCAAUGAAGCAACAGAAAUAUUACCCAGGACUUUACCGGAUACCCAACAGAAAAAGCCAAGAAUGAUAGCUGAAGUAAAGCCGAUGCGACCUUCAUACUCAGAUGUACUAACAAAAUCUCCUCCCUUACCCAUUUCACCCAUAACUGGCAUUCCCGUUAAACCACAAUUAGACACUUCAACACAAAAAAAGUUGACAAAUAAAAGUGGAAAAAAUAAGAGCAAACCUGUACUGUUGAAGCGACAAAAUUCGUCCGGCAGUGAUGACCAUGGUUCACCAAAGAUUCAGUUACCCAAGAGAGCUUUCGAAAGAAACAACUCGAAUCUCCCUCGACGCUGGGUCUCUCUUGAUAAUCUCACUUCGCAGCUCGAAUCUCAUGAAAUCAAUCCGUUCAAUAGAUCUGACAAUUUUGAAAAGAAAAAGAAUACAAAACCAACGAAAAAGUGUGAAAGAACAGCAGAGGCAUUGAACAAUUGUAAACUCCAAAAUGGCAACUCUAAAAGCGGUACGAAUCCACAGAAACGUCCCAUACAGAUCAAUAAUAAUUUGAAUAAUAUCAACAGUUUUAAUCAAUCAACCUCUAACGACAAAAUUGGUAAAAAUCAACACGCCAAUAACAAGAUUAACAAGGAUGAGAAAAAAACUCUCAAAGAAAAAACGUCGAAAAGAUUUCAUGCAGAAAAGGCUCAACAGAUUAAGAAAGGACAGAAAAAUCGUAAUCGCGAUAACAGAGAAUCACCGGUUAAAGACUUGUGUCGUCAUUUAAAUAAGUAUGUGAGUCGUUGGAGCAAAUUUGGUCUAAAAAUGUUCUACUGGCUCCUCCAUCUCAUAUCCGAUGUGGUGAGCAUGAGCACGAACCUCGUUGUCCAAUUUGGCAAAGGUGUAUGGUACCACACUGUAUUAUAUACAAAAUACUCUUGGACGUACGUGGCAACAACAUUCUCGAAGAUACAAUUUUUAAAUACGUUUGGCAAACGUAUAGACGAUUGGUUUGGCAACAGUAAAUUUGCAUUUUGGCGAAAAAUGAGGGCAAAAAAAAACGAAAACAACGAAGAGCACCGAAGUUGGAUGCAUGGUGGAUUAGAAACAAAUAUUGCACUACCCAGUACCGGUGAAGAAGCUAUGAAACGUUUGCUCGCUUGUAAAGGCAAAGAUCCUUACAGUAUCCUCGGUGUAACACCCACAUGCUCCGACGAUGACAUUAAAAAAUAUUACAAGCGUCAAGCUUUCUUAGUGCAUCCAGACAAAAAUAGUCAACCCGGGGCUGAAGAAGCUUUUAAAAUAUUGGUUCAUGCUUUUGACAUCAUCGGAGAACCCGAACGUAGAAAAGCAUUUGAUCAGGUAUGGCAGGUUGAAGCGGCCUGGGGUGAAAUGAGCGGUUUGCUAAGCCAGCUGCACAGAAAGAUGGAACAAGCAGCAAAUACGAUAAGAUGUACAAAUUGUGGACUCAGGCAUAAACGCGUACCAACUCCGAGACCGUGCUACGCGGCACGUUUCUGUGCUCAGUGUAAAAUACGUCAUAGCGCCAAGGAGGGUGACAUUUGGGCGGAAUCGCGGAUAAUGGGAUUUCUCUGGCACUACUACGCAUGUAUGGAAGGAGCUGUGUAUGACGUUACAGAAUGGGCUGCUUGUCAGGCUGGUAAUCUGAAACACCUUCGUGCUAAUACGCAUAGCGUUCAAUACAGGAUCGUAUCGGGGCAACGUCCACCGUCCCAACCUUCGGGCGGUGGUAAAAGAAGACAACAAAAUGACCCAAGUACAAGCGAGGCUGAUCUCGAAGACUUCUUGAAUAAUCUAUAUAACCACAGCAAAUCUGGAACUGCCGGCUCAACGGGGGAACAGACGAACGCAAAAAGUGAGAAUCGACGGCGAAAAGCGAAGCGCAAGUAGACUGUUUUCGUGAAAAAACGAAAGGGAAAUUCGUUUUUUUCUCGACAAAUCCCUUAGCGAUGCACUUUGUGUAAUUAUUCAUCAAUAUGCAAGCUUUGAUGAUCGCCCCCUAUCUCUUUUGUCGUUAUCCGUCUGUCUCUUAUUUUCUUUCAUUUUGUUUUUUAAAAAAUGUUUUAUGCGAUAUUGCCCGUAUAAUAAGAUACUGCUUACGAUAUAAAAAUAUCGUAGUCUCGACGAAAAAUAAUGUAUAAUCCGGGAAACAUUCCCGUUUAAAAGUGAAGAGUAAUUAAAAGAAAAAACAAGCGAAUUUUGAUUCUGCAAAAGAAUAAAGCUGUGAUUUUUUUGUAUUCAUA
This is a messenger RNA of Venturia canescens, 3241 nucleotides long. RefSeq names its product dnaJ homolog dnj-5. The record is from RefSeq and is a predicted model, not a curated record. The coding region runs from base 318 to 2888 and encodes 856 amino acids. NCBI's taxonomy places the organism in Eukaryota, Metazoa, Arthropoda, Insecta, Hymenoptera, Ichneumonidae. The transcript has 6 exons.